AUGGGCUUCGUGGCAAUAUGCACCGCCGUCUACGACUACAAACCUCAAAGCACCGGCGAGCUUGAAAUAGAUGAGGGCGAGCUGCUAUAUAUCUUGGAAAAGAGUCAAGAUGAUGAUUGGUGGAAGGCCAAGAAGAAGGCGGCGGGUGAUGAAGACGACGAACCUGAAGGCUUGAUCCCAAACAAUUACGUUCAAGAUGCGAUACCCACCCAUUCCGCCAAAGCCCUCUACGACUAUACUCGUCAAACCGACGAGGAAGUCUCCUUCUCCGAAGACUCCCCUCUCGAUGUUUAUGAUACCUCAGAUCCUGACUGGACCUUGGUAGGCAUAAAUGGUGACUUUGGCUUUGCGCCUGCCAACUAUAUUGAACUCUUGGGGGCUGCCGCUCCCAAGUCUCCCGCUUCAUCUUCCCACCGCCACUCCUUACCUCCAGUUGCGACCGCUCAAUCUCCCACGAGUCCGUCCUCUCCCACCAGAACUCCUUCUGGGCCAGCUGCCGAUUUAGCAAGAGUCCUCGCAGGUGGUCCAGCCUCUCCGGUUGCUGCUCGAGCCAUCUCCCACCAGCCACACCAACAACCAACGCCUGACGCUUCAGACGGCGAAGAUGAGGCACCACCUCCACAGCUCCCGCGCAGACCAAACUCAGAAUCCUUUUCUCCUCCCGCUAUUCACACUAGCUCAUACGCUGAUGAGGCCCCGGGUGUGCUACCAUCUCCCCCCUACAACCGAGCAGUGCCCCGACCUGACAACGAUGACGCACCUAUCCGAUCACCUGGCGGUUUCCAUCUCUACAAUAUAAAUGAAAUGGUCUCAGCCAUGGGUCGAAGGCGAAAAAUGCCUACAACUUUGGGAAUCAACAUUGCAACUGGUAUCAUCAUGCUCUCUCCAGAGAAAUCACGCGAUGGUCCAUCCCAAGAAUGGACUGCUGAUAAAAUGACACAUUACUCUAUUGAGGGCAAACACAUCUUCAUCGAACUUGUUCGCCCAAGCAAAAGUUUAGACCUCCAUGCCGGUGCUAAAGAUACCGCUCAGGAGAUUGUAAGUGCGCUGGGAGAGAUCGCCGGACUGCAUCGUGCCGAAGGCAUUCGAGAGGUAAUCGCAGCAGCCUCAACACCCGGCACGCAUAAAAAGGGUCAAGUUCUGUAUGAUUUCAUGGCUCAAGGCGAUGAUGAGGUCACCGUGGGUGUUGGUGAUGAAGUCGUCGUUCUUGAUGACACAAAGUCUGAAGAAUGGUGGAAUGUGAGGCGUCUGAAGAAUGGAGCGGAAGGGGUUGUUCCAAGUAGCUACGUGGAAAUCACUGGGUUUACCACCAUCGAACCACCAUCGAGAUCUGGUAUUAAUGCGGGCAAGUCGGCGGUGGACCAGAAUCGCCUAGAAGAAGAAAGGCUAGCAAGGGAAGCGGCGAGGGCUGAUCGAGCCCGACAUGAGGCAGAGUCCGCCCGAGCAGCUCGAGCAGAAGCCAAUGCCAUUCCACAGCGUGGUAGCAGCUUAGCUGACGAAGGUUCACAUCGGAGGGAUCGGAAGGAACGAGAUGAUCGCAAGAAGAGCAGAUCCAGACCGGACUCAUCAAAGGUGAGAACAUGGACUGACCACUCAGGGUCGUUCAAAGUCGAGGCCCAGUUCUUGGCUGUUUCGGAUGGAAAGAUCCAUUUGCACAAGGUCAAUGGUGUCAAGAUCGCCGUCCCAGUGACAAAGAUGUCGCCAGAAGACCUUGCAUAUGUUGAGAAGGUAACGAACGAAUCGAUCGAGGAGCACAUACCAGUGGCUGAUCUGAUUAAGAUGAAACGUCGAAGUCAAUCCUCUGAACAAAGUAAAUCAAAAAGCGGCGCCUCCAUUGAACCACGCGCAUCAGGCCAGCCAAAAGGCCCCGACUAUGACUGGUUUGAUUUCUUCCUGAAGGCAGGUGUUGGACCACACCAGUGCGAACGAUAUUCCCAAGCCAUGAUCCGUGAUUCCAUGGAUGAAUCAGUACUUCCCGAUAUCUCCACCGAUACUUUGAGAACACUCGGUUUGAAGGAAGGUGAUGCUCUGAAGGUCAUGAAGUACCUUGACCAGAAAUUCGCCCGAACCAAGGGUGCCAAUGGGACAAACGGUGAUCCAGGUUUCUCACUCGCGGGGCCAAAUGGUGUUUUACAGAACAACACCCGGCGAGGCAGACCAGAAGCCACUCGACAAGUCAGCGAUGUGGUUGACCAGGAUGCAUUCAAGGCGACUAACUCCGAGGAGAAACCACCUCCAGAGGCGAAGGCUACACCGCUCACGCAGGCUCCUCCUCGAGAACCUCAGGGUGGCUUCGAAGAUGAUGCAUGGACUGUGAAGCCGUCAAAGGCCUCAGCAGCGCCUUCGCAACCGGCUCCUGCGGCUACACCGGCACCAAAACCACCUACUGGUGCAGCAGUCGAUUUGUCCUUGCUCGAUGCGCCUCUUGUACCGACUCCUGCGGUUCAGCAACAGCCAACACCACAGCCUCCAGCCCCUGCUCCAACCCAACCACAGCUACAACCUCAGCCCACGGUCUCACCUGCACCAGUCCAGCAAGCACAGAACAUUGGUGCUAAUCCACAGUUCUUCUCCCAGUUGAAUCAACAGCCUCAACCCACUGGGCUGCAAAAUCCACAGAUCAACAUCGCUCGACAGAGACCACAAGCUCCUCAAUCAAACUUCACUGGGGUUGGAUUGCUUCCUCCACCUCCGCGACCAACUUCGGCGCCACAAAAUCCACAUCAAAACCAAUUUGGCCUUCAACCCUUGCAACCUCAAUUGACUGGCAUACCUGCUACAUCGGCACUACAAGCUCCUCCAGGUCAAAGCCUCAAUGACUUGAAUCAACAGCGGUUGCAACAACAAUACCAACAGAUGAGCCUUCAACCCCAAGCAACAGGAUUCGUGACUCAACCACAGGGACUGGGUCCAUAUGGAAUGGUCCCUCAAGUUACUGGUUAUCAACCUCAACCACAACUUGGACAAUUCCAACAACCUUACAUUAACGGUAAUGCUGCUGGAAGUCCAUUCGCCGACCCUCGACCCUCCUUCCAGGCUCAACCUACCGGUAUACCUUUCCAGCAGAGCCCACCACCAGGCGGUAUUAAUUCUGUGCUGCCCCCAGCACUCAUGCCACAGCGAACAGGCUUCACGUCUCCUCUUCAACAAACCCAGACAAACGGAUAUCAGCAGCCAUAUUCGAUCCAACCGGCCGCAACUGGAUUUGCACAACCGUUACAAUUGCAGCAGACAGGGUAUCAGCAGCCAUUACAGCCACAACAAACUGGGUUUGGCCAGAUUCAAGGUAAUGGAUAUGGAAACUUCCAGCCGCCGCCAGUCCCUCCAAUUCCUCAAAUGCCGACACCAGCGCCUCUCCAGCCACAGAAGACCGGUCCAGCACCUGCGGUCAAGUUUGGGGUGACUGAAGGAAAGAAAUUAGUUCCUCAGCCAACAGGAAGGCGAGCGAAUCUUGCCAAUGCCAGUGCCAACAACCCUUUUGGGUUUUAG
Messenger RNA from Exophiala bonariae, 3489 nucleotides. RefSeq lists its product as uncharacterized. NCBI's taxonomy places the organism in Eukaryota, Fungi, Ascomycota, Eurotiomycetes, Chaetothyriales, Herpotrichiellaceae. The transcript has 2 exons. Gene Ontology annotation, molecular function: cytoskeletal protein binding; protein-macromolecule adaptor activity; ubiquitin binding. The coding region runs from base 1 to 3489 and encodes 1162 amino acids. The record is from RefSeq and is a predicted model, not a curated record.